GCAACCUAGUACUGUAAGGUGGAUUCUGGAAAUCAACUGGUUGUCUUUUUUUAUUAUUAUCAGAGGACUUGAACCCGGCUGCGAUACGGAGAGCGCCGUCUCCCCCCACUCUGAUCCCCGGGACGGUGGAGGAAAGAAUCCUCGUGGAACCGUCUUUGGUUAUAGAUCAUGCCUAUCCGUGCCCAUUGUACCAUCUGUUCUGAUUUCUUUGACAAUGAGACGGAUGUUGCAGCUAUUCACUGUGGACAUACUUUCCAUCAUUUGUGUCUCAUCCAGUGGUUUGAUACUGCGCCAAGUCGGACUUGUCCACAAUGCAGAAUCCAGGUUGGAAAAAGACACAUAAUCAACAAACUGUUCUUUGAUGUUGCCCUAGAGGAGCAGUCAGCACUGGAUUCAGAAAGGCUACAGAAUGAACUAGAUAGGGUGAAAGCUCAACUAUUCAUGAAAGAGAAGGAAAAACGAGAUUGUCAAUGUAUUGUAAAUUCAUUGAGAGAGACAUUGGAUCUACGUAAUGCCACUAUAGAAUCACUCCAGAAAACUGUUUCUGAGAUGGAGAUGCUGUGUUCUACACUCAAGAAACAAAUGAGAUAUAUGGAACAGGAGCAAGAAGAAACAAAGAAUGCAAAAGAAGAAACUCAAAAAUUGCAAAGGAAACUGAAAUCUAUGGGGAGAAUUGAGACACUGCUGCAGGGUCAGCGUCCCGAAGUGGAAGAGAUGAUCCGUGAAAUGGGAGCAGGGCAAGCAGCAGUGGAACAGCUUGCAGUCUAUUGCAUCUCACUAAAAAAAGAAUAUGAAAAUCUGAAGGAGUCCCAGAAAGCAUCAAAUGAUACAGUGGAGAAAUUGAGAAAGGAGUUGUUUUCUGCUAAUCAUAAGCUCCAGAAAACUGUUCUAGAGUUUGAGAAAACAAUUGAAGAAUUGAAAAAUACACAGACAGAUCUGAGAAAUGCAGAUAAGGAGAUCAUGAGUUUGAAAAAAAAGAUAGGAGUCCUGCAAGAUACCAUAAAAGUGCCAUCAUUAACCAGUGAAGCCCUCAGCCGGCUUGUCUCGGAAAGCCCUGCUCCUGCAGAAUUUAUGAAUCCAAAGCUUCAUCAACCUGUUCACAAUGAUGAGAUUGACCUUAAUGCUACCUUUGAUGUAGUGACUCCAAAGUCUCACAAGACAGCUGUUGCUCCUGCCAAAAAAAUCAAGCUAGAUAAAAAGCCGACAUCUGUGACAAAUUUAUCAAGAGUUCUGAAAGGAGCAAUGGAGAAUUGCUCUACUGACACAGAUGAUGAGCAUCUAGAAGAUCUUUUACCUUCUUUUAUAAGAAAGUCGAUCCUGUCCAAGAAAACUCUUGUAAACAGCAUACCCCAGAAAAGCACAGGAAUUGUAAGAAUCGGGUAUGAUGGCUUAGGAGGCAGAACCAAGUUCAUUCAGCCUAGCUUCCCAACAGAGAUUCGGCCCCUGACUAUGAAGAGCAAGAAAAGAAUUGUUUCAAAGCAAACUAGAAUAAUGUCUUCUGCUUCUGGCAUCAAUCAGACUAAACUAGACAACUUCCUUAAGUAAACAUGGAUCUCCUUAGAUUAAACACAAAUUAACACAGAACCUGUAUCAUCUUCUACAGCAGGUAGAUGACAUGAUGUGAGUCAGGACAAGUGCACAAUGAAGGCUGCUGGUCUCCCCAUUGUUCUUUGGUCAUCUGGUGUUUUGUUGUUUUUUCCUCCAAACAUGGAGAACUGGAUUUAUUAUGCUGCCAAUCCUUGGGGCAGGAUGGAAUUGAAGUUUCAGUUCUAAAAUCCUUUAGCCAGUUUUUCUAGGUUACUGCUCAGUUUUCUAAUCCUGAUAAAUUAUGGUUUGGGAGUAUCAAUUUACUAAAGACACUAACAGCUAUAUCUGCAAUUGUACUAUCAACAUCUUCAUGCUUUAUAUGAGAAGAGAAUUCUCUCUGCAACUCCCAAGCUAUGUUAGUGUCUUGAAUGACUGAAGAAAGAAAUAUUCAAAAAAAUAACUUAGUUCAUGUCUUUUGCCUACAGAUGUGAAGGACUGGGGAAAAGAGCAGUAGGCUUAAAGGGUUUUUUUCCCCCCAAUCCUUCAUAUUUCUGUUUCACUGCCUGUACUUCAACAUAGAAUCCAAUGUGCUUCAUCAUCUUAAUUCCUAACUUCAAAAGUGCUAUGGAGCACAAACAUAGCAUCUGUUUAAAUAACUUACAGCAGCUGUGACUUUUCCUAGGCUUGCACAGCAGUUGCACAAUCUGAGGAAAAGAUGCAGCUGCUUUAAAGUGUUGCAAAUGGAUGCUACAUUUGCACUCCUGCACUCUCCGAAGCGCAUUUGGAGAUCAAAUCCAAAGUGCUGCAUUGCCCUAUUAGGAACUAUAUUUAUAAAAUAUACAGGGAUGACUUUGGAGAUAUUUGUUUUCAAUAUUUGGGCCCCUUGUUUUUUGUUUUGUUGUACCCUAUGAAACUAACUGUGAAAGAUGGUGGUACUUGUCCCACAAUGUUUCCUUUUGCCUUCAUUCAGACUAACGAACAGAAUAAUUCCAGAAUUAUUUUAACAAGUUCUUUAAAUAAGAACAUUCAGAUAUAUUUUGCUCAGUAUAAGAAAGGGCUAGAUCCUUUGUAAUUAAUGCUGCUUAUUGCUUUAAACUUUGGAGCAAAUCCCUUGGAAUCUGCAAAUUUUUUCAGAUAAAGAGAUAUUGCUGAUUUGAGGCGAAUGUCCAAUUUUCUUUGAUAUUGGCAGGAGGCAUCUUUUAACUAAGAGUGAGUUCAAACUUUUGACUCUGGGGAAAUCUUUUUCAAAAAAAGUAUCUACAUUAACCCAAAAGUAAACCACAUGCCAGGCUAUGGCAUUGAUGUACCUGAGCCUUAAAUAAAUUAAUGAAUAGCACUUUUGUUUGAAACUUCUAACUAAACUUAUGUACAUACUGAAUAAAUUUUGCAUGUGCAGAUGUAAAGUGUGUAAGCAGCUCUGUUGCUGCAUAUAUAGGCUCUACACCCACAAAUUGCUAUCUGUAGAUAAGAAUUUUGUGACACCUUAAAGAUCAAUACAUUUAUUAUUGCAAAACCUUGUAAUGGACCAUAGUCCACUUCAUCAGAGGUAUGGUCAUGUGAUAGGACUAUAAUACAUACUCUAUAUAUGCACAAAUGGUAUUGCUUGUGGGAGGGGAAAAGGAGGAACAAUAAAAGAAAAUGAGAGGUAAGAAGCAGGAUUCCUUUAUCUUUACAUAGUCAGGACCUUCUCUCCAAAUAAAGAUUCUUGGUACAAUGAUAAAACCAAAAUCUGUAAGGGCUAAGAAAAGCAGAGUCCACUGGGACAUUCCUCCUUCCCAAGCUCUAAUAGCUAAUUUUAUUUAAAAUUCCAAUUACUUCAGGUGCAUGUAAACCCUAACUUAUGAAUGGCCUGGGUUGAUAUCUGGAUAGCCUCUAUUUUAUCACUAUCUUCCUAGGUAUAAUAAAAGGAAGGAUGUCGAUGUCCCUCCUCCCUCCCCAACUGGAAAAACAAGUAAGUUUCCCUCUGUACCUCAUACAGAAGUAUAGCAAGAGUGGAGCUUUCUGAGCUUUCUCACCCAGAUUCCAGCUGCCCUAGUAAUAGUUGCGGAUGUAUUUACAAUGCUGGCCAAGGUUCUCUGAAAAAAAAACAAGACCCAGAGUUGGUAUUGGUAACAAUCUAGGACAUUAGCUGUGUUUCCAUUAUAUGCUUACUCAUAGUGAACCUAACCACAAUUUACUUGGUUAGCCUAGCUGUGUGGGAUUGUGUGAUGCUGUGAACUAUCCAUAUCAUCUGCACCAACAUUCUAGGCUAAACUGUGGCUGGUUAAUGUGCGGUUUAGUUUGCUGUGUGUGACUGCCAGUAAAUAGACCCAAGGUCAUCCAGUGAUCUUCAUAGUUUAACUUAACUUUUGAUCUAACUCUUCUUGCUCCAAGUAAAGUUCUGUUUUGCUAUACAACAAAUACAUCAGUUCUCCAAAUAUUAUUGGAACAGGAAACUCAAAAGAGUUCACAAGUAGCUACUACUGACAUUUUUAUCCCACAAAGCAAAACCAUUUGAGUCCAAGAAGCCCCCUGGAUCUCCAUCUCAAAAUUUCAGUCAAGAUUGUUUAAGUCUUUGGGAAACUUUGAUGAGAGUUCUAUUGACUUUGCUAAAUUUUGUACACCAAAUGCAGCAUGUUCCAAGGAAACAUAAAGCAGAAACCACAAUCCCUCAUAAACUUUUUCCCAAAAUAAGGAAAGUCCAGUUCAGCUUCAUUGGUGUGUCAGUUGCAAAUGUGGCAGUUUAACCUUGGUAACUUACUUAUUGCUCCCAAUUAGUAAGUUGAGUUUCUUUUCACUUUAAAUAUGUGCUUUUUAUCAGCAAGUAAGCAUUACAACUAGAACAAAACUCUUCUUCCUAUUUAGAGCAGGAAUUAAAUUCUUAGCUAUACCAGCCUGAUCAUUAUAAGAAGCCUGCUGAGUUAAUGACUGAGUUCCUUCAUUGUAUUCAUGGUUUAUUGAAUAAAUUACAUUUGGCUGAAAUGAUAUAAGCCAAGCCAAAGCAAACAGUUGUGACUCAACACAAAGUAUAGUCAUUGUGACUAUUUUGAGGAAUGUCCUAGAGUCUAUUUCCCCAGGAUGGUUGAAGAGAGGUAUUUCCACACUGAUCUUGCUUUAAUAAUUGUGUAAUUUUUUUUUUAAACCCAAUACUCUAAGAGUUAUGAUGUAAGUAAUACAAUUUAAAUGUUUGGAAUUGUCAUUUUGACACUUUUUCUUCAGAAGCUCUCUAUAUUCUGGUUUUAUUUGUUUUGUAUUAAUAAUACUUAGUGUUUCAGAGCAGUUAGCUCAAAAGAAGCUGUGAGCUAUGAGUUCCUUACAGUCCAUAGCUGUUACUGAAUAACUGGCUGAGGGAGGAGCUUUAUCUCCACCUUUUUGAUAUCCACAUCAACCACAGUUGUGUUGGAGAAAAUGUUUGGAAGUUUCCUCUUUCAGUUUCUUUUCCUUCAGCUGUUGCAUAGUACAGAAGGCAAAUUGUAAUCUAAAGGUGACUAAAAUAAAACAGUCAUGAGUAGAAUAAAAUAAUCAGGAUAUGGUAUAGGUUCAUAAGUCAAUAACCAGAGGUUUUUUAAAAAUUAUAAUGCUAUUAUUGAUACAAUGGCAGGCCCAGUUUUUAUUUUCAAUAAAAUGUCAUCUUUUCUAUGUCUUGCUUAUUGUUAUUUGUACUGAAUCAUCCAUAUUCAGGAAAUAUUAAGAAAACAUUGUUGGACCCAGCCAUA
Messenger RNA from Python bivittatus (Burmese python), 5222 nucleotides. It is a transcript of the gene TRAIP, whose product is annotated as TRAF interacting protein. Gene Ontology annotation, biological process: protein ubiquitination; replication fork processing. The record is from RefSeq and is a predicted model, not a curated record. Lineage: Eukaryota; Metazoa; Chordata; Lepidosauria; Squamata; Pythonidae. Gene Ontology annotation, molecular function: ubiquitin protein ligase activity. Gene Ontology annotation, cellular component: nucleus; site of DNA damage.